Messenger RNA from Syngnathoides biaculeatus (alligator pipefish), 5270 nucleotides. RefSeq names its product myosin IB (gene myo1b). The transcript has 32 exons. The coding region runs from base 328 to 3831 and encodes 1167 amino acids. Gene Ontology annotation, cellular component: vesicle; actin cytoskeleton; myosin complex. The record is from RefSeq and is a predicted model, not a curated record. Lineage: Eukaryota; Metazoa; Chordata; Actinopteri; Syngnathiformes; Syngnathidae. Gene Ontology annotation, biological process: vesicle transport along actin filament; actin filament organization. Gene Ontology annotation, molecular function: ATP binding; actin filament binding; microfilament motor activity.
ACUUCCCUGCCCGCCGGAGGUGAUUAGGGGACGUUGGCUCAACUAUCCCGGAGACGCCGCCGCCGCUUUGGACACUCCCUGUGGCCGGAGGACGCCGAGCUCUCAAGUCCAUCCGGAGCUCCAUUCAAAAGUGCCGAGAGCCACGUUCAAGCUCCAAGACCAGAAUUUACUCUUCCAGCCAGCCGGGACGGGCUCGGAGCCGCUCUGGUUUUAGGGAAAUCAUCUUUUCUCCCCCACCUUCCUCCACUCUUCUUUUGUUGCAUUGGAUAUUGGAAGAAAGUUAACAGCGACUUUUAGAAAGUUACCGGAGAUAGACCUGCAGCCAAAAUGGAGGCGAAAACGUCACUUCUAGACAACAUGAUUGGGGUCGGUGACAUGGUUCUGCUGGAACCCUUGUCUGAAGACUCCUUUCUUGAGAACCUGAGGAAGCGCUUUGAUCACAAUGAGAUAUAUACUUACAUUGGCAGCGUGGUGAUCUCCAUGAACCCCUACAGGUCGCUUCCCAUCUACAGCCCAGAAAAAGUUGAAGAGUACCGCAACAGAAACUUCUAUGAACUUAGUCCACACAUUUAUGCUUUGGCAGAUGAGGCCUACCGGUCGCUCAGAGACCAGGACAAGGACCAGUGUAUUCUCAUUACAGGGGAGAGCGGGGCGGGGAAAACUGAGGCCAGUAAGCUGGUGAUGUCAUAUGUGGCAGCGGUGUGUGGGAAGGGCCAGGAGGUGAAUAAGGUCAAGGAACAGCUAUUGCAGUCCAAUCCUGUACUGGAAGCCUUCGGAAAUGCCAAGACAGUGAGGAAUGACAACUCUUCCAGAUUUGGAAAAUACAUGGACAUUGAGUUUGACUUCAAAGGAGAUCCUCUCGGUGGAGUCAUCAGCAACUACUUGCUGGAGAAGUCCCGUGUGGUAAAACAGCCAAGAGGAGAGAGGAACUUUCACAUCUUUUAUCAGCUUUUGUCUGGAGCUUCUGAUGACACACUCGAGAAACUGAAACUGGACCGGGACUUCAGCAAGUACAACUACUUGAGCCUUGAUUCCGCAGUGGUAAACGGGCUGGAUGACGCCACCAGCUUUCGGACAGUCAAAAAUGCAAUGCAGAUCGUGGGCUUCAUGGAGAAUGAGGUACAGUCAGUGCUAGAGCUGGUGGCAGCUGUUCUGAAGCUUGGCAACAUUGAGUUCAAGCCAGAGUCGCGCUGUAACGGCACAGAUGAGAGUCGCGUCAAAGAUAAAAAUGAUUUAAAAGAGAUGUGUGAGCUGCUGGGGAUCGAACAGGCGGUACUGGAAAGGGCAUUCAGCUACCGUACUGUUGAGGCAAAAUUGGAGAAGGUGUCUACUACUUUGAACGUGGCCCAGGCCUACUAUGCCCGAGAUGCCCUUGCCAAAAAUCUCUACAGCCGUCUGUUUAGCUGGCUUGUUACUCGGAUCAAUGAAAGCAUAAAAGCACAAACUAAAACACGCCACAAGGUCAUGGGUGUCCUGGACAUAUAUGGCUUUGAGAUAUUUGAGGACAACAGCUUUGAACAGUUCAUCAUCAACUAUUGCAACGAGAAACUGCAGCAGAUCUUCAUUGAGCUAACGCUGCGUGAGGAGCAGGAGGAGUACGUCAGAGAGGGCAUUGAGUGGACUAACAUUGAAUAUUUCAACAAUGCCAUUAUCUGUGACCUCAUUGAGAAUAACCAAAAUGGCAUCAUGGCGAUGUUAGAUGAGGAGUGCCUACGCCCCGGAACAGUGACAGAUGAGACGUUCCUCGACAAACUGAACACUGUGUGUGCUGAGCACCAGCAUUUUGAGAGUCGCCUCAGCAAGAAUUCAAAGUUCCUCAACGACCACAGCUUGCCUCACAGUUGCUUCCGCAUCCAGCACUACGCCGGCAAGGUGCUGUACUGCGUUGAAGGCUUUGUGGACAAGAAUAAUGACCUUCUCUAUCGGGACCUGUCCCAAGCCAUGUAUAAGGCCAACCACAGUCUGAUUAAACAGCUGUUCCCUGAGGGAAACCCAGCCAAAGUCAACCUCAAGAGACCGCCCACUGCUGGCUCCCAGUUCAAAGCGUCAGUGGGCACUUUAAUGAGGAAUCUUCAGACCAAGAACCCCAACUACAUCCGGUGCAUCAAGCCCAAUGAUAAGAAGGCACCCCACAUCUUUACAGAGUCCCUCGUUUGCCACCAAGUGCGCUAUUUGGGCCUGAUGGAGAACGUCCGUGUGAGAAGGGCCGGGUAUGCCUUCAGACAGGCUUACGAGCCCUGCCUGGAGCGCUACAAAAUGCUCUGCAAAAGAACCUGGCCACACUGGAGAGGCCCUGCUAGAGCUGGAGUAGAAGUGCUGAUGACAGAUCUUCAGGUUCCAUCUGACGAGUUCUCCUAUGGUCGCUCGAAAAUUUUCAUCAGGAAUCCUCGAACGCUUUUCUCGUUAGAGGAAAGGAGGAGGCAAUGCCUUCAAGACCUGGCCACGCUCAUUCAGAAAAUCUACCGUGGCUGGAAGUGUCGCACUCAUUUCCUGUUGCUGAAAAAGAGUCAGAUUGUUGUGGCAGCGUGGUAUCGUCGCUAUGCGCAACAAAAGAAAUACCAGAGGAUCAAGAGCGCCACUACGGUGGUGCAGUCAUACACUCGGGGAUGGCAGGCUCGCAAACUGUUGAGGGAGCUGAAACAUCAUAAGCGGUGUGAGGAGGCUGUGACCACCAUUGCAGCUUACUGGCAUGGCACUCAGGCUCGAACGGAGCUGCGACGUCUAAAACAAGAAGUGCGGAAUAAACAUGCCGUGACAGUAAUUUGGGCAUACUGGCAGGGAACAAAGGCACGGAGGGAGUUGCGUCAUCUGAAGCAAGAGGCGAGGAAUAAACACGCCGUGUCGGUCAUUUGGGCCGGCUGGCAGGGCACCAAGGCUCGCAGGGAGCUGAGGAGACUGAAGGAAGAGGCCAGGCGUAAGCAUGCUGUCGCUGUGAUUUGGGCCUGCUGGCAGGGACUAAAGGUCCGUAGGGAAUACAGAAAAUUCUUCAGGGCAAAUGCGGGAAAAAAGAUUUACAACUUCACCAUCCAGAGAAUUAUGCAGAAAUACUUUCUGGGUUUGAAGAAAACAUUGCCUUCCAUGUCACCUGUUGACAAGAACUGGCCGGCCCGACCUUACCACUUCCUUGAUACAGCCCACACAGAACUCAGCACAAUCUUCCACCUCUGGAGGUGCAAGAAAUACCGGAGCCAGUUCACCAAGGAGAAGAAGGCUGUGUAUGAAGAGAAGCUGGAGGCAAGUGAGCUUUUCAAGGAUAAAAAGUCUCUCUACCCGAGCAGCGUGAGCCAACCCUUCAAAGGAGACUACCUGGAGAUCAGUAAGAAUCCCAAGUAUCAGAAACUCAAUAGCUGUGUUGAAGAAAAGGUUCUACUCGCUGAUGUGGUCAACAAGAUUAACAGGGCCAAUGGAAAAGGUGCAACUCGCAUACUUUUGCUGACAAAGAAGAACGUGGUGCUGGCAGACCAGAAGACGGGCCAAGUGAAGGCCAGUGUCGCUCUGCCCGACCUCACCAGCGUUUCGGUCAGCACGCAGAAUGAUGGCUUCUUUGCGCUCAAACUCAAAGAGGGCUCAGCCUCGGCUGUCAAAGGAGACUUCUUACUCAGCAGUGAGCACUUGAUCGAGACCAUCACCAAACUCCACCACAUCGGCUCCACUGCCUCGGACGACGGGGAGCAGCUCAACAUCGACAUUUCAGAUGAGUUUCUGGUGCAGUUCAAGCAAGACAAAGUGUGCGUCAAGUUCAUCCAGGGAGCCCAGAAGAACGGCAGCAGCGUGUCCUGCAAGCGCAAAAACAACCGCCUGCUGGAAGUGUCGGUCCCCGCCUCAGCGUAGUGAAAUCCCAUCUCGCGCCGUGCUGCCGAAGGACUGGAGCGAGCAUCAUCACCCAUCACCCUGCGGAAUAUGUGGCGAUUUUUCUUCCCUUUAGUGAGCGUCGCUCAGGCACCACGAUAGCUGUCACACUUUUUGCGGUAAAGAGAGCCCCCAACGGGGUUGCGUGCCACAGAAAUUUGCUUUCAAUGGUGUCGGAAGACGAGAAAAUAAUUGGCAGCCCGCGUGAGUUUUGUGUUGUGAGUGUUGGUGCACGCUCUACCUGGAUGUCGACAGCGGUAAGAUAACGAGCUCCGAGCCCCGGCUGGCCUUGACUCGUCGGCUUUUAAGCAAUUGAUGUGCGAUGACGUGUGGGAGCUGUUGGAGCAAGGACUUGAAAUACUGCACUUGCUUUUAUACUUGGGUAGAACCAAAAAAAAAAAAAAAAAAAAAAUGAGCAGAUAAUGAAUUUGAUUGUAAGAUGUAUUAUUUUCUUAAUACUUAUUAAAAAAAAAAAAAAGCAGAGUGGGCUGUUGAAUUGAGAUUAUUUGAAAACCGCCUUUUUUUUUUUUUUAAAUCGAUAAUUCCAAUGUGCCAAUGACUUGUCAUGUGUCGGUGUACAUGCAUAUAUGGCCCCACAGUUGUUAUAUUUGCAAAUGAGGGGUUAUCCGUACACGUGAUUAGUCUACUAUAUCCAGUGUUUGAUCCAUGCCAAGCUUUACUUAAUCUGCAAGAACACUACAGCGAUCAUAAACUACGUUUUGAACGUGACGCCAUGAGAGAAACACUAGAUGGUACCUCAGCGCGCCGAGCUAGCUUGUUUCCUAUUCCGAGCUUUUCAAUAUCUCCGUUGGUAAUUCGUGUGCAAUAUUUGCUCUGUAUGAUGUUUUUUUUUUUUUUGCAGCUAAGCUUACCCACGGGCGGUGCGUCCUUAAGCUGUGUGGCCUUUGCAUGGACUUCCUCGCUAUUCUCGUUUAAAAAGUUUCUGAAAUUGCAACUUUUUCCAUCUCUUGCAUGAGCAGAACCCCGACCCCACACACUUCUUUGCUGAGAAUAACCAAACGCUAAGCACACAUAUUUGUCAUGGAGGGGUUUGAUGAAUUGCAGGAAGCUGGACAAGGUUUCUUUUUGCCAUCUUUUUGGGGAUUAUAAAGUUGUUGUGGUUAAUAUUUACUGGUGAGGAAUAUUGUUCGAAGGGAAAUGUGACUAGGUGGAGUCGUGUGUCGCGCGUGUACUUUUGAAUGUCACCUCUGACGCUGAGACUACUGCUUUGGAACACUUGUUCGUCAUUUUUCGGGGGGUGUGCAGUUGAAAGCACCUUUUUGCUAAACUCGCAUUUUGCUCCCCAUCUUGUGGAUACAGCAGCUUCUUUUGUGCCUGACGUCAAAACUUGUUUCCUGAGACAGAACGCAAAUGUUUCAAUGUAACAUAUACAAGCAAUGUUUUUUUUUUAAAUGAAAUAA